Cyanidioschyzon merolae strain 10D is the source of this 981-nucleotide messenger RNA. RefSeq lists its product as hypothetical. The record is from RefSeq and is a predicted model, not a curated record. The transcript has a single exon. Gene Ontology annotation, biological process: retrograde vesicle-mediated transport, Golgi to endoplasmic reticulum. Gene Ontology annotation, cellular component: membrane; SNARE complex; endoplasmic reticulum. The coding region runs from base 1 to 981 and encodes 326 amino acids. NCBI's taxonomy places the organism in Eukaryota, Rhodophyta, Bangiophyceae, Cyanidiales, Cyanidiaceae.
AUGGCGGUGGACCGAACAGCAGAGCUUCGAGCACUUUGCCGCGAGCGAGACACUCGUUUUUCCAAAAUUGGAGGUGCACAAGCUGACAAACAGCUCUCACCAAAGGUUCGCUUCAAGAGCGGGACUGGCGAGGCCUUCCGCUUGCUCUCUGAGCAGCUGCUCGAGAACCUGAGACACUUUGCGCUCUUGUUACACGCAAACACUGGCUGGCUUCUUGACGCUCGCAACUACGACUAUUCGCCGAAGCAGCGUGUCGAGUUUGAGGCUUCCUGCACAAAACUACUCCAGGGACUUCUCGCGAACUUGGUUGCUCUACGAGAUCUGGCCGAGUGGCCUCGGGGCAGCCAUCAUUCGGCGCAGCGCGUCCAGCACCGUCUCGUAGUGGUAGAGACUCUCUCUAGCCAGAUCGAGACGCUCAACCAGUACCUGCGUACGCUCCUCAGCACGAGCAGCGAGCGCAAGUGCAGCGCCAAAAGCCACCCCUGCAUUACGAAACACGCUCAACGUGGCACGAGCAGUGAAAGCGUCCACGCAUGCAAUCACGCAUCCAUUCCGUUAAGAGAAAUCGCUGCCUCAAAUGUUUCUCUCGAAAAGAAAUUCCAGGAGGAGACACCACGUGAGCCCAGCGAGCCGGAAGGCAUCCCAGCCGAGGCCCGUGGUGCACAGGCGAUGCUGUUAAUGCAGCCUCCAAUUUUCACGUGGGAGCAGGAACUCACCGAACGGGACCGAAUCGUGCGAGAUGUUGAACGGAAUUUAAUACAAGUCUCUGAGCUCUUGCAUGACUUCAGCGUGCAGGUAGCCCAACAGGAUCACGUCGUUGAAAGCCUACUCGAGGAUGCGUUCCGCUCUACGGAGUUUGCGGAACGCGCGAAUCGAGAGCUGGAUCGGAUGCGCGGCGCCGAUCACUCGUGGCACAUCGUCUUGACCGUCAUCUUUCUAGUUAUGGCGUUGAGCCUCUUAGCAUUGGACAGGCUUCGAUAA